GAGAGGAGACCAGCAAGAAGAAGAAGGAAGGAGGAAAGGAAGAAAGAUGAUGAUUGUAUUUCCUCAGCAACAAAAACAGUAAAUUAAUCUUCUUUGCCCUCUCAUGAGUCUUCUGGGAAAAUUCCUGCAGGAGUUAAUGGUGCCAACGUGCACGCGCUCGGCUGAACCAUGCCACCUUUGUGGAUCCUAACUUUGGUCCUCACUUUGAGGCCAGCGUGGUGCGUCCGCUUCUCCCAGGAGCCCGCGGACCAGUCGGUGGUGCUUGGAGAACGCGUCGUGCUGUCCUGUGUGGUCUUCAACUACAGCGGCAUCGUCCAGUGGACCAAAGAUGGCCUGGCGCUCGGCGUGGGGGAGGGCCUCAGAGCCUGGCCCAGGUACCGGGUGCUCCGGGCUGUGGACACGGGCCAGUACAACUUGGAGAUCUCCAACGCUGAGCUGUCCGACGAUUCACUGUACGAGUGUCAAGCCACUGAGGCUGCACUGCGCUCCAGAAGGGCCAAACUGAAUGUUCUCAUCCCCCCCGAAGACCCGGUAGUGGAGGGAACCCCAGAGCUCCUGCUCAUGGCUGGAACACCACACAACCUGACCUGUGUGACCCGCGGCGCCAAGCCUGCAGCACACAUCCAGUGGACCAAGAAUGGAGUGCCAGUGGAGGGGGCCCACCAGUCCACGGAAGUGCUGCCCGACAGGAAAAGGGUGACGACAAGGAGCUACCUUCCCAUCACGCCGGUGGACACAGACAGUAGCAGCAACUUCACCUGCGUGGCCAGCAACCCAGCUGUCCCCAUGGGCAAACGAGCCACCGUCAUGCUCAACGUGCACCAUCCUCCAACGGUAACUUUGUCCAUUGAGCCUCGCUCGGUGCUAGAAGGCGAGAGAGUCACCUUCACCUGCCAGGCCACUGCAAACCCACCUAUCAUGGGCUACAGGUGGGCUAAAGGUGGCGUGUUGCUAGAGGGCGCCAGAGAGAGCGUGUUUGCCACCACGGCCGACCACUCCUUCUUCACAGAACCUGUGUCCUGUCAGGUCUUCAACGCUGUGGGGAGCACCAAUGUCAGCAUCCUAGUGGACGUCCACUUUGGACCUAUUCUGGUGGUGGAACCACGGCCCAUCGCAGUUGACGUGAACUCGGACGUCACCCUGAACUGCAAGUGGUCCGGCAACCCCCCACUGACCCUCACGUGGACCAAGAAAGGCUCCAACAUGGUGUUGAGCAACAACAACCAGCUCUACUUGAAGUCCGUGAGCCAAGCCGACGCUGGGCAGUAUGUCUGCAAGGCCAUUGUGCCACGCAUUGGCGUGGGAGAGACCGAGGUUAUGCUCACUGUCAAUGGCCCCCCCAUCAUCUCCAGUGACCCAGUCCAGUAUGCCGUCAGGGGGGAGAAAGGAGAGAUCAAGUGCUACAUCGCCAGCACCCCCCCACCUGAUAAGAUUGUGUGGGCGUGGAAGGAGAACGUAUGGGAGAAGGAGAAAGGCACCCUGAUGGAGAGGUACACGGUGGAGCAGAGUAAGCCACCAUCGCAGGGCGGGGCCGUCCUCUCCACCCUCACCAUCAACAACGUCAUGGAGUCAGACUUCCACUCGCCGUACAACUGCACCGCCUGGAACUCCUUUGGCCCCCGCACCAUGAUCAUCACGCUGGAGGAGACAGAUAUUGUUCCAGUGGGAGUCAUCGCCGGCGGUACGGUGGGCUCAUCCAUCCUGCUGCUCAUGUUGCUGCUGGCACUCGCCUUCUUCCUCUACCGCCAACGCAAAGGCAGUCGCAGAGGGGUCACCCUCGGUAAACCAGACAUCAAAGUCGAGACAGUCAACAAGGAGACCCACAGUCUGGAGGAGGAGGCGGCCAACGUAUCCACGGCAACCCGGAUGGUCAAAGCCAUGUACUCCUUUCUGCCCUCUGUCUCCCUCUCUCCCUCCACUCAGCCCUUCAAAGACGACAUGGACCUCAAGCAGGAUGUCCGCAGCGAGAGCGAUACGCGUGAGGAGUAUGAGCUCAAGGAUCCGACUAACGGCUACUAUAACGUCAGAGCCACCACACACGAUGAGGCUCGCCCCCAGUCUCGUACCGUCCACUACCAGGGUGAGUUCCGCUCCUCUAACCCAAACAGUGGAGCGUCCAGUGGCGUGUCUGGUGGACCUCCAGUCGCUGCCAGCGGUGCAGUCCCCCCCAGUGCGGUUCCAGGUUCUAGGGCCGGCUGCUACGACCCCCGUCCUCCUUCUCGGAUCUCUCAUGCCACAUACGCCCAGUUCAACACUUUCUCCCGGGCGGCGCAGAGCCAGCAAGCUGCUCCCAGUUCGGUGCUUCAGUCACCCGGAGACUACCCAGGAGACUGCGGGCUGCUGGACAGUACGACCCAGUUGGCCUAUGACAACUACGGAUACCCCUCCCAGUAUCCCAGCUACCGCAUGGCCUUUGCACCACCCAUAGAAGAGGGGCCAGCCUAUGAGAUGUAUCCGACAGGACAAGGGACCGGGCAGGGGCCUGGGCCGGGACAGCAAAGUCCCGAAGCGGGACUCGGGAAGUACGGAACAGCCACUCGCUUUUCGUACUCAUCGCCGCCAUCUGAUCAUUCCAGCAGACACACACAGCGGAUGCAGACUCAUGUUUGAAAUACACAUUCGACAGCACUACCCAUAAAACACAAAAAUACAUGAAAAGUAGAAAAAAAACACAUCUCCAUACAUCAACUUCCCAGAUUUAGCUUUCUAUUUCCAUUGCAACCAGCGCUGUGUAUUUGAAAACAUCCGAUAUGCUGUAGUUAGCAAUAUGAAUCACACAUGUGAGGCGGCGCUCACGCAUAUUUGCACAGGCCGUGCGCUGCAUGUGGCGACGACGCUCCGAGAAAAGCAGCGAGAGCCACAAUCAUGAAGACGAAGAGCACCUUGAUGAAGAGCAGCCCCAGGUUGCCUCCGCAAAGCUCGAUCUUGUGGGAUCCUUUUGAAAGUGAUGUCCUCGUGUGCGAUGAGGUUCAGCAACUCACAUGCUCUGCUUUUAUUUGGACAGCUUGUGACAAACAAAACAAACCUUCAUGCAGCGUUAAGGCAGCAUGGACUAGAAACAUUUGUGGCACUUUUGGACCCAAGAGACAGUGGACGAAUGUGCACUCAAAUUAGCGAGACGAGUCCUCUUUUGUAACAACUGGACCACAAGACCCUUUUGUACUUUGUCCAAAAAGAGCGGUAGCAAGCGCCAUCGAUCAAAUUUUAUAUCAUCAUCAUCCAUUUGUAAGUGGAGAUGAAUGCUUGUUCGGUGGGUUUUGCUUUUUUAUUUGAUGACUUUCAGUUUGUACAAAGAAUACCUCCCCUGUCCUCAAGUGUCAAAACAUGUUUGUUUCUCUCACUUGCACAGUAGAAUAGUUUUUUCAUAUUUAUACUGAAACAAAUGAAAAAAAACAGCAUUCAAAAACGUUUUAUAGUAUUUUUGUAAGGAGUUGUGGACCAAAGGUUCAGAAUUUUGGGUGACACUCACACUUUUUAAUGCGUGCUAUGACGUGAUCAUCGAUCACUGGAAAUGGAAGAGCUUGUAGACGAUUUAAAGAGUUUUACUUCAAAAAGAUUAACAAUACAGAGCAAAGGGGAAUGUCUUUUGAAGCGAAACCUACGGUGGGCGUCAGGGGCAAGCGCUCAAAACACAGAAAUGAUCAAAAAACAAAAACCCACGAGCACAGUAAAACAAAUGCAACGGGAAAAUGCUGCAAAUGAAAAAGGCUGCCAUCAUAUAAAUGUUGCAGGAUCAAAAACAAAUGCAAAAGAAAAAUGCUACAAAUGCCAAAAACACAAACAAAGCCCAAGAUUCAAGAUUCAAUUCAAGAUUCAAGAGUUUUAUUGUCAUAAGCACAGUAAAACAGGUACUUCUGCUAUGCAAUGAAAUUGUUGUUCUGUUCAUUCUCCCAAAAAAAGAAAACAAAAGAAAAUGAAUAAGAACAUAAGAGACAUUAAUACCAAUAAAUUAAACAACAACAACAGAAGAGACAUCAAUACCAAUAAAUAAAUAAAUAAAGUGUUAUGAGUGUGUACGUGUGUUGCGUGCGCCGCGUGUGAGUGCUUCGUUGAGAAGCCUGAUGGCCUGUGGGUAAAAGCUUUUCGCCAGCCUUGUGGUCCCACAACUGCAUAAAGAGAAAAGCUGCAAGUUCAUGGAACAAAACCUUGUGGUAGCCUAGCUUACUUUCGUUUUGUUCCGUGAACUUACAGCAUAUCUCUUCAUGCAGUUGUGUUGUGGGUUUGUGUGUGUUGCAUUUGUUUUUUUUUAUCUUGCAGCGUUUAUGUCAUUGCAGCAUUUUUCAUUUGCAGAGCUCCCCGUUGUGUUUUAUGGUGUUUGUGUGUUUUUCGUUUUGGGUCAUUCCUGUGUUGGGAGCGUUUGGACGUUGCUGGGCGUUUGCCCCCGUCAGCCCUCGUAGAAACUGCUGACAGGCAGUUUUGUAACUGGAAUGCUUUUUUGAAACGACAUUCAGAUGAGAAAAGGUGUUCAAGUGGAGUCUCAACAUAUCAAGGAAGCUAUUGAGCUCAGUUGUUCCUGCAAACACAGACAUGCUGGCUUCCUCACUGCAGCAAAACAAACGCUUGUGUGUCAUGUGAUUCGUUACACUUGAUGGUGUUUAUCUUUGACAAUUGCACGGUGAAAACAGCUUUUAAAUCACUGCUGCUAAUUUGACCUCCAUUGGUAUGUUGCACAAGAAAGCUUCAACUAGGUACCAUACAACAACAGCAUCCUAAAUUACGCUUCUUACGAUUGUUACAGCUUAUGAUCCCCCCAAUAGCCAAUACCUGAUAAGACAUUGCAUAUGCAGUGGUCCAAGCAAAUACCUGUACAUAAGGCAGGAUAGCGUUCAAAUGACAUCGACAUAUGUUGUCAGUCAUGUCAUCUAAUGAAUCUAUUUCUGUGACCAAUCAGCAACAUCAAAGUACAACUAUCCACAUGUACAAAGAAUGUUCAUCGUAGGAACAACCGAGCUGUGGUCAGGUCCGCAAAUUAGCCCCAUCAGGACCAUCGGAACAUUUUGUUGUUUGGAGAACAUUUGGUCACAUCUUUCAUGUUCACCAGGAGAAAAGGUAUUAUUUGGAAAAACUCCAUCGGUACAAGUGAGAUUAAAUUCACGUAUUUUGAUCUUGUUGCAAUCCGGUCAACUAGCUAUGAUACAAAAACACAAUCCAGGUGGUCCUCAGGUUACGUCCAAGUUCCGUUCCUAGACUGUGAUGUAAGUUAUUAUACCUAAAUGAACUCACACUGUACAACAGAACACAUGAAGUACAUAUAAAAUACAAUAAUAAAACACUAAAGAAAUACUUAAAAGAGUCAUUUUUAAAAAAGCCAAGCACGAGCAACCUUUCCGUCUCAGUAUUAACACCACUAUUAUUACUGUCCUUUUCAGAGGAUCAGAGACAUGGCGGUUAUGUGUAAUGUUGUCUUAAAGAGUUUUGUUAUUUCCGAGAGGACAGUUGAAUUUGCUGCUGUUUUGGUGUGGUUCGGCAGACAGCAGCCAGUUUGGUUUCUGCAAGAGAUUGUUGAUCGACCACCUCCUCGUUAUCCUUACAAUGUCCGGGUAGACGGUACAAUAGCAUUGUUAUCUUUAAUGAUGGUGGCAAAAGUCGGGCGAGUGAGACAAGUGCGGCCAAUACUGAGCACAUAAUGUAGUCUUCCGCUGCGCACUGCGCUGUAACUAGUUCUCGAGUGAGUCUGGUGUUUACGGACCAAAAUUACGUUUUUUGAUGAGAGUAUUUACGUAACCACGAAAUGAUAUAACAAGGAACACCGUAAAUGGAGGACCACCUGUAUGUAUCUGAAACCACACUUCUUAUGGUUCUUCCAGCUUAUGAACCUGCCUAACUAGGGCUGGGCGAUAUAUAGAUAUUUGUAAUAUAUCCCCUCCGUGCAUGCAAGCGGAGGGAGGAGGGGUGAAGCAGCGUCUGCGGUGGAAGAAUUAGUGAGAAUGUGGCCCUAAUACUCCGUCGUGGCUCGGUAAUUUGGAGGUACUUCAAAUUCAGAGCAUAAAAAAAUAUUUUUCACCACCAAACUCCAGUAUGAAGUGUGUGUGAAGCUGCGCGCUGUCUCACAACUGCCACAACACAAAGCGGUGUCAUAUCACAUUGCGGAAGGUAUGGUCAAGACUUUAAAAACCUGCUGAAAACAAUGAACUUGCGAUGUCCAGCGAGCUUCGCAGUCGCAAUUAUUUAGCACGACGAGCGCUACCACAAAUGUACAAGGAAGUCAGACAGUUGUUAAGCCUGAUGCAGUUGACAGGUUGGUGUUCCUGGCACAAAAUAAGAACAUGCUUGUGUCUUCUAAAAAUAUUUACCUACUGACAUUUUAAAAUUUCCAAUAAAACGGGGCACUCCUUCAUAUUUUGCUCUUUUGUGCUUUUGUUCUUAGCUGAGUAUUUGAGCAUAGCUAAAGGUUUAAUUAUAAAAAAAGAUUAUAUUUGACUUUUUCUAUAUUUAUUUCAAAAACAAAAUGGCCUACUUUAUUUUAGACAUUAUUUUUAGAUACAAUUUUUUUUAUGUGCAUCUCGCAUAAAGCUUGAAAGCUUUAAAACUUCAAAAAAAACAUCCUCAUGUUAAGUGUUUAUUUUAAUAAAACAACUUGACUUGGCAUAUAUUGAUUUUGUCUAAACUCACUUUGUGGAAAAAAUAUCAGGAUAUAUAUCAUAUAUCGAUAUUCAACCUAAAUAUAUCGGGAUGUGAGUUUUGGUCCAUAUCGCCCAGCCCUAUGCCUAGCUAGCCAUUACCCGAUUAGGCCAAAUCAAAACCUAAGGCACUAUGUGACAUAUUACAUCAACAUAUGUCGUCAAUGAUGUGAUCGAAUCUAUUUGUCCAUAAAAUGGUGCACAUUUUAGGUGCAAUGGUUUCAAUCGUCCUCCAAAGCAGCGAGCAGCAUAUCAUGCACUGUCUGUGGUACGAAAUCUUAUUUAGGCGACCAAUCCAGCAACAUCCAGAUGUAGAAAAAGGUAGAAAUGAUCCCCACAACGUUUUGCCAUUUGGAGAAUAUUCUGUCACAACUUCCACCCUCCAUCCACCCCUUUUCUAUGCCGCUUGUCCUCACCAGGGUCGCGGGGCUAUGCUGGAGCCUAUCCCAGAUGACUUUUGGGCGAGAGGCAGGGUACACCCUGGACUGAUCGCCAUCCAAUCGCAGGGCACAUGUAGACAAACAACCAUUCACACUCACACCUAUGGACAAUGGAGAGUUGCCAAUGAACCUAACGUGCAUAUUUUUGGAAUGACAACUUCCACCUUCUCUAGGAAAGUGUCAAAUACAUUUUUGUGGUAUUAUUUGGGGGAAAAAAGGUCAAAUAUGUGUUAAAUUGUUUUUGGACUAUUUGGUAUGGACUUUGUGGAACAACCUGGCCACAAACUGGGCCGACCCACAUGACAAGCAGGAUAUGCUCUCAUGCUGGGCCACCAGUGAUUCCAGUGGCUUACGUCACACUUUUGUUGAGUGCCAGUUAAGUGUUAAUUAUGCGUGUAUGUACAGUACGCUGUCUGAGUUGGUGUGCGUGUGCGUGUGUAUGUGCGCGUGUGUGUGCUUGGCUUGGUUUGAAAUCUUUUAGUGGAAGAAGUUUGACCUGACCACUGUCCACUAAUCACAAUGAUGAUGAACCCCCCUCACCACAUUAGCAUUAGACAGUUGAUAACUUUUCAACUUGAUCAGGUUGUUUUCCAUGGAGGUCUUGCUCUGCCCCUUUGCUUGUGGUUCACACACAACUCCGUUCUUCAUAAAAGGCAGAGAAAGUGAGAUAGCAGUCAAGAUUUGGUUUAAAGUAGGACAGCUGGAAGAAGUCAAUGGCUAACGUGUAUAGCACUGUGCGUGCGUAUGUGUGUGCAUGUGUGUGCCUGAGCAAGUGUUUGUUUAAACAGUUCGAUAAAUAUAUAUACAUAUAACCUCCAUGGUCCGCAUUUAAUUUGAAGUGCUAUUUAAUGUACACGUGUGCUAUUCCAGUAUGCCCAUGUUAGGUCUGAGUAUGUCGUUUUUUCCUUUCCUUUUUCUGUUUUUUUUAUAUAAGUUCUGCUCACGCAAGAAACACUAUUCGAUGCGAUGUUAUUGUUUCAAAUUGUAUGUUAUUAUUUUUUCACACAAUUCCAGAAAAUUAAAGUUUCAUAAAAUAAAAAUUAAAAAGUCUUCUCUCAAUUUUAUUGAUUAAAAAAAAAAACGUUUAAAAAAAAUGUAAUGUCAUUUAUAGAAAUAUGAGAACAUUGUGUGUCCUUUGAAAGUUGCUCUAUGAAUCCAAGUUAUUAUGGGCCGGCCUGGGGAGAAACAGUAAAGUCUAUUGCUGCUUUACAGCAUUAUGUGCUGCUCUUUCAAAGAAAUGCGGGCCAUCAUGUUAUUCCUCAUACUUAUUCUUUAUGUAUGAUUAGUAGAAUUUUUUUGUUUUUGCUGUGACUGAUUUUGGGCACGGCAUGCAAAGAACCCCCACACAAGUUAUGUUGCGCGCAUAUACAAGAGGUACGUCUCAAUGGUGGGAAGGUCUGCAUUUACAUUUUGGAACAUUCAACAAACAAUGAGACUUGCCUUUUUUUUUUUUAGAGUAACACAGCAACACACUUUUUAUUUCAAUGUGUUCACACACUUCUGCACUUACUCUUUGGCUAAAAAGUUUUUUCAUUCAUUAAUUUUCUGUUCAUUAGUAUCAGCUAUCCCAGCUGACUUUGGGCAAGAGGCGGGGUACACCCUGGACUGGUCACCAGCCAAUCACAGGGCACAUAUAGACAAACAACCAUAAACACUCAAAUUCAUACCUAUGGACAAAUUUUAAUGACCAGUGUAAUGUUUUGACUCUGUCAUACGGAGCCCCAGAGGGGACAUGGAGGAAAAAAAAUAUGAUGGGUAAAAAAAAAAAAAAAAAAGAAGAACGAACUUUUGCUUUUGCGAGGGAACGCAAAAGUUUGUUGUAUUUAGAUACUUGUCUUACUGAAGAGUUGGCAACAUUGGGCCUCAUUUACGAAACGUUCUUACGCACAAAUGUGUUCUUAAAGCCUUCUUACGAAGAUUUUUGGCAUUCACGAAACGUGUUCUUAACUCACAGUUCUUAGAUCUAAGAACAAAUUCCACGAACGCUCAGGAGGACUCUUACGCACAAGCAAAGCUUGCACUUUCAAUGCGCAAUCGCCCUCAUGAUGGAUUUUGCAACCUGAUCCCAAAAAAUGUAGUGCAAAUAAAAUAUCCCAACAAUUAUUUAUCAUCAAAACAACUAAAAUAUACUGCAUGGAUAAAUAUAUAUUCAAAUCCCAAUUCAUUCAUCCAUUUCCCUACCUCAAUCGCAAACGGUAUCACUCAAUUAAUAUCCAAAUAAUCUCAGAUUCGCAACAAGAUUGUGAAUGUUGUUGCCAGUUUCCCUGGAGGUACACACUACUCCUACAUUUUCCGAAAUUCCUCCGUUGGAAUGCGCCUGAGUCAUGGCGCAGCAUGCGACGGAUGGUUAAUCGGUGCGUAAAAUGUUAAUUUCUUGCCUUUUGCAUGUUGUUAUGUGGCCAUUAACUUAUUUUACAGGUGAUCGAGGCACCCUGGCACCUUGGCUCAUGACACCAUUGAAUAAUACGCAGACCGCAUAAGAACAAAUGUACAACCAAAAGCACACACUUACACGCUCCUCCGUGGAGCGCACCAUCAAGGGACGCUGGAUGUGUUUGGACACUGCAGGUGGAAGGCGGCUCUACAAACCAGAAAAGGUAGGUUUUGUAGUAUUUAAUAUUAGGUUUUAGUUUAUUUAUGCUUUGGAAUGGCAAAAAAAUAAGAGGCAAAGAUUCUGAUUCUUUGUGAAGGCUCUCAUUAAUCCAGGAAUUCUCCAUUGCAAAUAUGUUUUAUGUGGUCAACUGGAUAAAUAAUUGAUUCUCUGUUGUUGCAGGUGUGCAGGAUCAUCAGAAUAACAUCGCAAUGAAACGUGGUGUGUCUAUUGCGCACGUAGCACCCCCAGAUAACGACAUGCGCCCCCAGCCACGUCUUGAGCCAGAGCACGGGGCUGCUGUAUUAAUUAGGCAGCGUCUAAUCAAAUGUAACCACAGAAAAAAUAAAUUGUCACACACAAACUAUGUAUUUUAUUUUCCCAUCAUGAUUGUGUAAAUAUUUUCUAGAGUUUCCAAAAUGGUUUGGUUUCUGAUUGAUGGCCCACCUCCCGUUUCCUCCAGAUCCCUCCGGUGCAGUCCAAUCUUUUUUUUGAGUCUAUUUUAAGUCAAAACAGUUCUUUUUAACGUCUGCGGUGGUGCGUUUCUCCGUGGAAACGGCAUUUAUGUUUCCUGCAAUGGUGCUCCAUGCCGACUCUUUUUGGAUGGCCUGAUGACCGGUGGAUACACGUGAAAAUAAGGUGGUCUUGUGUUCGCUCACUCCUUGUCAAAGCACCUCUAUUUCAGUAGAAUUUAACUUUUUCUUUCGUUUGUUGUCCAGCUGCUCCUCAGUCUUGCCCUUGCGCGUUGCCAUCUCCGCCUCCAGCUGCCUGUUGCGCACGGCACAUUUUUGACCUUAUAUAGGAAAUAAUAGGCGGUGACCUAUGCAAAUUAGGCCUUACAUGCACGUGCAUCGCAGCUGGCAUUCAUCAACCUAAGAACACCGGUGAGAACGAUUAUCCCUACUUAAGAACGUGUCGUGAAUGUGGCGCAGUUUCCAACCCGCGCCUUCUUAAGUACACUUCUUAAGAAGACUUUUAAGAAGAUGUUCGUGAAUGAGGCCCAUUGAUGUCAACCGCCAUAAUACAGAAGAAAAAGAAGACAUUUGUAGACGGUCCCUGCGCUCCGGUCUAGCUGCCGCCUUCUCACGGAGAUCAAUAGAGAUCAAUCAAGUCAGACUGCACAGAACAUGGCUCGUUGUGAUAAA
Messenger RNA from Dunckerocampus dactyliophorus (ringed pipefish), 10795 nucleotides. RefSeq names its product kirre like nephrin family adhesion molecule 1b (gene kirrel1b). Gene Ontology annotation, molecular function: cell adhesion molecule binding. Gene Ontology annotation, biological process: cell-cell adhesion. The transcript is spliced from 15 exons. NCBI's taxonomy places the organism in Eukaryota, Metazoa, Chordata, Actinopteri, Syngnathiformes, Syngnathidae. Gene Ontology annotation, cellular component: cell-cell junction. Bases 169 to 2610 code for a protein of 813 amino acids. The record is from RefSeq and is a predicted model, not a curated record.